CGCGCUGCGUGCUGGACAAGAACCACGUGAUGCUGUCGAUGCAGGCCAUCGGGCGCUUCCACGCCUUCUCGUACGCGGCCAAGGCGCGGUGCCGCAGGGAGCUGCUGGAGACCAUGGUGCCCCUGCUCCGCGAGACCAACUUCACGCCGGCCUGGGACGAGAUGUGGGGCCCCAAGGUGAAGGGCCCGAUGCUGCGCGGCCUGACCAGGGCAGAAGCGCGCCUCAAGGCCGCCAAGGACGGCGACAAGGACAGGCACCAGCGCCGCCUGGAGAGGCUGGCCCGCAUGCGCGCCGUCGCCGACAACGCGUUCCCCGUCAUGAAGGCCGCCGUCGCGGUGCAGGAGCCGGCCAGCGUCAUCGUGCACGGCGACUUCUGCAGGAACAACAUGGCGUUCCACUACGGCAAGGCCGGCCCGGACGGCCCCGCCGACGGCGUCUGCCUCUUCGACUUCCAGACCUCCAGGUACUGCUCCCCGUCCGUCGACCUGUCCUUCUUCAUCUUCCUCAACACGUCGGCCGCCCUCCGCGCGGAGCACUGGGACGACCUGUUCCUCGAGUACUUCGGCAGCCUCAAGGCCACGCUGGACCGCCUGUUGGACGGCCACCCCAUCGACAAGGAUUUCGUGAUGCCCACGCUGCAGGGCGUGCACGAGGACUUCCGGCGCCACGCCCUCAUGGCCUACGUCAUCUGCAGCUUCUUCCUGCCGCAGAUGAUGUUGCCCCCGGAGGAGAUUGUGGACAUCGAGGAGAUCAAGGAGACCUUCGCGAGGGACGGCGGGGAAGCCUUGAUGGCGUCGAUGCUGGACAUGGGCGGCGAGGAGGCGACCGAGGCGCUGGCCGACAUGGUGAUGGACUUCCUGGACAGGGACCUGGUGCCCUGAGGGCGCCUGGGACCUGAUGUCCCUUCUGGCUCUGGUUCGAUCAGCACUCGACACUUCACGCACAUGUAGACUUCGCCCCGGACGCCACAAACUCCCGGAUGCAACCCAACCCGUGAGCUAGGUGGCGCGCUCAACUCACUUUUUAAUGACUUUUGAUCGUCACUCGGUGACGAGUAAACUGAAAGGUUCAGUUGAUUCGUUUUCGGGUCCGAAGUUUUUAGUUUUGUAUCUCCUAGCUCAGUUCACGUCGCUUAUGACAAAUGAAAGUCGUGAUUGAGUCGUGCUCAUUCUCUGUGAUAUUUCUCGUUUUCACACCUCUUCGUGAAGAGGUUUUUUCUGUGAGGUUUCUCUUCCUUCGUGGUAGUACGUCGCACACUGUCGCUAUGAUCUGUUUCAGCAUCAUCAUCUUGCACUCCGUGCCUCAUGUUCCUCUGUCCUGUAUGCUUUAUGUUGGAGUAAUGAUAAUAUUACGUGCAGUGGUAAGCACGGUUAUGUAAAGCAGCAAAUAAAUCAAUCUUAAAUUAGA
Molecule: messenger RNA, 1407 nt
Organism: Thrips palmi
Lineage: Eukaryota; Metazoa; Arthropoda; Insecta; Thysanoptera; Thripidae
Source: RefSeq, a predicted model, not a curated record